Molecule: messenger RNA, 423 nt
Organism: Funneliformis caledonium
Lineage: Eukaryota; Fungi; Glomeromycota; Glomeromycetes; Glomerales; Glomeraceae
Source: the annotation of a GenBank genome assembly
AUGUACUGCUCUGAUGAUAGGGAUAUUUGUCAACAUUUAUAUGGUGGAAUUGAAAAAUAUUUAGAAACUUGUGAUCAUUAUUUAUUACAUAAUAAUCUAAAAAUGCAAAUGAUAUGCAUUUAUAUAGUAGAUUCAAUUGCUUUAAAUAGAAGAGUGGAUCAUAGAAUAGCUAAAGAAAUAAAAGCCAAAUUAUUAAUUCCAUUUAAUGGUGCAUCAGAAGAAGUAAUUAGUAAAACAUUAGCAAAAGACUUAAUAGAGGAAUAUACUGAUGAAAUGAACAAGAAUAAUGAGUUUUUAUUUGAAAAUGAAAGAAUUUCAAAAGUAUUUUGUGAUACUCUAGCUUGGACUGAUAAUAAUGAUACUAGUAGUAUUAGCAGUAUAGAUUCUAAAGACUCUGAAGUAAGGAUUUUAGAUAAUAAUUAA